GUGCUGGUUUUCCUGGCCACCCUUGUCUAUCGCAAGAAAGUCGAUAGAAACCUUGCCCUGGCUCUCAAUGUUGUGCUGGCCAGUGUCGGCCCUUGGCUCAUCCUCUAUUAUCACAAGUUGGUUGACUGGGACGAGCCGUGGCAGCCCGAGCUCAAUGGUGAUUGGCCUUCGACUGCCUACCUGGCAGCGCACUUGGCUGAUAUUCCUGCGCUGCUGGCCAUCCCCCUGAGUCUCUUUGGAGCAGGAUCCAUGCAGCCAGCUGCAGCACAAGAGGCUCUGGGCCAACUGAGCCAGCAAGCCUUGUGA
Molecule: messenger RNA, 306 nt
Organism: Symbiodinium necroappetens
Lineage: Eukaryota; Dinophyceae; Suessiales; Symbiodiniaceae
Source: the annotation of a GenBank genome assembly